Dama dama (fallow deer) is the source of this 618-nucleotide messenger RNA. It is a transcript of the gene FGF17, whose product is annotated as fibroblast growth factor 17. NCBI's taxonomy places the organism in Eukaryota, Metazoa, Chordata, Mammalia, Artiodactyla, Cervidae. The transcript has 5 exons. Bases 1 to 618 code for a protein of 205 amino acids. Gene Ontology annotation, molecular function: type 2 fibroblast growth factor receptor binding; type 1 fibroblast growth factor receptor binding; growth factor activity. The record is from RefSeq and is a predicted model, not a curated record. Gene Ontology annotation, biological process: regulation of cell migration; positive regulation of cell population proliferation; positive regulation of protein phosphorylation. Gene Ontology annotation, cellular component: cytoplasm.
AUGGGAGCCACCCGCUUGCUGCCCAACCUCACACUGUGCCUGCAGCUGCUGAUUCUCUGCUGUCAAACUCAGUACGUGAGGGACCAGGGUGCCAUGACUGACCAGCUGAGCCGGCGGCAGAUCCGUGAGUACCAGCUCUACAGCCGGACCAGUGGCAAGCACGUGCAGGUCACCGGGCGUCGCAUCUCCGCCACCGCUGAGGACGGCAACAAGUUUGCCAAGCUCAUAGUGGAGACUGACACGUUCGGAAGCCGGGUGCGCAUCAAGGGGGCUGAGAGUGAGAAAUACAUCUGUAUGAAUAAGCGGGGCAAGCUCAUCGGAAAGCCCAGCGGGAAGAGCAAAGACUGCGUGUUCACCGAGAUCGUGCUGGAGAACAAUUACACGGCCUUCCAGAAUGCCCGGCACGAGGGCUGGUUCAUGGCCUUCACACGGCAGGGCCGGCCCCGUCAGGCCUCCCGCAGCCGCCAGAACCAGCGAGAAGCUCACUUCAUCAAGCGCCUCUACCAGGGCCAGCUGCCUUUCCCCAACCACGCCGAGAGGCAGAAGCAGUUCGAGUUCGUGGGCUCGGCGCCCACCCGCCGGACCAAGCGCACGCGGAGGCCGCAGCCCCUGACGUAG